AUGGUCAAGAGCACGAGCCGCACUCGAUCGCCCAGAAUCUUCCGAAAGGACCUUGAGCAACCUCGCGCCAACAACUACAGCCAAGAGGGGCGUAGCGCUCCCAGUCAACAGGGCUCCUCCCACCCCACGGAAACACAGGGCGGGGCAGAUGUAGGCGCCGCGACUACCAGCCAGAUCCAACAGCGGGCUUUCCCGAGCCCCGCCUCACUUGCCAAGGAGGCGGAAACUCGGGGAGAGGGGCGGCCAAGGGGAGUGGCAUGGCCGCUCCGCACGGCCUCUCCGGCCAACCGGAUCCCGAGAAGGCGGAGGAACUCGGACUUCACGCCCCCUUCCCUGCCUCGCCCUGAAAGCACACGCGGGAGACCCCCUACCCGUCCCCCACCUCAGCAGGCCAGAGCGCGGCCCCCCGCCCGAGGCCCCGCCCACCUCAGGCGGACAGGGGGUGGUCUGCGGCAAACAGCACUUAGCGCGAGGCCGGCCCCGCCUCUUCCUCCACAAUCGCACGCGCGCGCCGGCCCCGCCCCUGAGCGGCGGCGCGAGAGCCCGCCCCCUCCGCGCGCACCGGGACUACGCUCUCCUCCCCCUCCCGCACCGAGAGCUACCCCGCUCCGCCCCCCCCCCCCCCUCACACAUCCACACACCUCCCGCCCGCCUUCUCUACGGGAAGCCGGGGAGGUCAGCCCCCCUAAAAACACACACCCUCGAGUCCGGCGUUACCCGCCACCUAAACUCUCCCCCCACCCCCGACCCCUGGCCAGCGUGCUCUCACCGCAAAGCUGCUUCAGCCGCUCGUCACUGUGUGUCCCUCUCAGCGUGAGCCUCGGGCUCAGCAGGGAGGCCCUGAGAACGGCGCGGGGCGCAGGCCCGCCGAAGCGGACUGGCAGCCUCCUCUCCACUAAGAAGCGGCCACAGACCCCGAGGGAAGACUCAACUUCGUCCCGCCACAGGCCGCAGCAUCCGCCCGUCAAAGAUUCAGCCAAUCGCUACGCCCCGUCUGCUGACUCCCCGCCCCUUCCCACCGGCCCAACAAGUCGGCUCCCGCCCCCGCCGGUCAUAGCAUUGGAAGGCGGCUAUCCCGGGCUCUCCCACCGCCCCAAGAAGAGAGGCGGAUGUGUCUCGAACUGGCAGGCCACAGGGAAUCUGUUCCUAGGUCCUCCUACCCUGUCCUCCCUCCUCAAUCCAGCAGAGACGGCCAGAAACGAGCGCUGGCAACAGGUGGGCCUGACUCCAAGGAUGGUUCAGAGCCGCGAGGCCACGGCAGCGAAUUGUGAACUCCACAAGACUGGAUGCCGCAAGUCCUCCCAGCUGGACAAGGAGAACCACAUCGAACCCAAGCCAGAAGUGGACUGCCUCUGCCGGCGUCGCCCCGCCCGACCCCUGCAGUUCGCGCCCGCUUCCCGGCUCGCAGCCUGCCGGAGGCCGCCAUCCCGACUGACAGGCGCGCUCCUCGCGCCCCUCCCCGACCGCUGA
Messenger RNA from Trichechus manatus latirostris (Florida manatee), 1470 nucleotides. RefSeq names its product formin-like protein 5. The record is from RefSeq and is a predicted model, not a curated record. Bases 1 to 1470 code for a protein of 489 amino acids. Lineage: Eukaryota; Metazoa; Chordata; Mammalia; Sirenia; Trichechidae. The transcript is spliced from 7 exons.